AUGAGAAUUGUCGAUCUAUUCGAAUUUCAUUCUUGGCAUCCUCAUGGCCAUGUGUCGAUAAAAUGGUACUAUCGUCUGGUGGUUGGUGGUUGGUGGUUGGCGGUUGUGGAAGUGGUGGUGGUGUCCUGCAACGGGCCGCGCGAAUGCAAUUCCCCCUUUCGUUCUGAAUCAACAGAUGGUCGUUCUUUUUUCCCUACACUCUUUCUGAAGUUUCCUCCGGAUGCCGUAUGUGCGAAAGUGCGAAAGUGCGAUUGCCCCCGGAAAGGACUUAGAAAGCCAACAACAGGAAGGGACCGUGGACAGUUCGUGUCAGCCGUUUCUCGUUGUUCGUGUUCGAGAUCCUUUGUCUCCCUUGCAUCCGCCAAUUCUCAUGGCCGAUGGAUCAGGACGAUGGCAUGGCGGCGUAAGCGUGUGUUGCUGGCAGGAGGCGAAGAGAAGAGGACCAGAAGGAUUCGGAGUAGGAGAAGGAGGAGGGAGGAGUAG
Messenger RNA from Colletotrichum costaricense, 483 nucleotides. RefSeq lists its product as uncharacterized. The record is from RefSeq and is a predicted model, not a curated record. NCBI's taxonomy places the organism in Eukaryota, Fungi, Ascomycota, Sordariomycetes, Glomerellales, Glomerellaceae. The transcript has a single exon. Bases 1 to 483 code for a protein of 160 amino acids.